Anas platyrhynchos (mallard) is the source of this 1222-nucleotide messenger RNA. Its product is annotated as olfactory receptor 5J3-like. Gene Ontology annotation, cellular component: membrane. Gene Ontology annotation, biological process: G protein-coupled receptor signaling pathway. The record is from RefSeq and is a predicted model, not a curated record. Gene Ontology annotation, molecular function: G protein-coupled receptor activity; olfactory receptor activity. NCBI's taxonomy places the organism in Eukaryota, Metazoa, Chordata, Aves, Anseriformes, Anatidae.
GACUGUAUUUCCUGGAUGCCACCAGUGACAGCCCCUCCAGGUCUGGCUUUUUGGUCUGCAGUAUUGGUUCCAUGAGUUCAGCCAUAAGCAAUUUGCAAAAGCUUAUUCAGGAUCUUCUGCUGUGCUCAUUCAUGAAAAUCCGAGGGGGAAACUGCACGCAGACAGUCGAAUUCAGCUUAAUGGGGUUCGCAGGAAAUCCAGAGCUUCAGCUCGCCCUUUUCACGGCCUUUCUGGUAGUUUAUCUCAUGACUUUGCUAGGGAACCUGGGGAUAAUCAUAUUAAUCAGGACCAGCCCUCAGCUCCACUCCCCCAUGUAUUAUUUUCUGGGCAAUCUGGCUUUGGUAGACCUCCUCUACUCCACAGUUGUCACCCCCAAGCUAUUGUCUGACUUGGUCAGGCAGAAGCCCCUCUCCUACGUGGGAUGUGUCACCCAGGUUUUUGUGUUCAGCAUCUUCCUGGUCACCGAGUGCUUCCUGCUGGCCACGAUGGCCUAUGACCGCUACAUGGCCGUUAGUCACCCGCUGCACUACUCGGUCCUUAUGUCCCCGAGGCUCUGUGUCCAGCUGGUGGGUGGCUCCUACCUGGCCGGGCUGCUGAAUGGCAUGGGGCAGACCAUCGGCAUGCUCAACCUGUCCUUCUGUGGCUCCGUCGUGGUCAACCUGUUCUUCUGUGACCUCUCUCUGCUGGCCUCUCUCUCCUCAUCCGACAGUACUCUCACUUCUCUUAUCAUGACAGUGCCGACAUUUUUAUUCGGCGUCUCCAGCAGCCUCAUUGUGCUGGUCUCCUACAUCGCCAUCGUCUCCACCAUCCUGAGCAUCCGCUCAGCCGAGGGCAAGUGCAAAGCCUUCUCCACCUGCGCCUCCCACCUCACCACCGUCAGCAUUUUCUACGGGAAUGGCCUCUUUGUUUAUUUAAAGCCAAGUUCGCUCAAGUCGAGAGAAGAAGACAAGUGGGUUGCAGUGCUCUACACCGUGGUGACCCCCAUGCUGAACCCCCUGAUCUACAGCCUGAGGAACCAGGAGGUGAAGGAGGCUUUGAGGAGACUCAGAGCCAGGAAAAGAACAUGAAGAGUGUAAAUAAAUGAGGUUGUAAGUUAUGUGACCAGUGUGUUUGGCAUUUACCGUAGCAGAUUGGCCUUCAAUUUAUUUAUUUAUUAUGUAUUUAUCUAUCUAUCUAUUUAUUUAUUUUGUAUGUGUGUGUUUGCUACAGCAAAUUGUGCAAU